AUGUCUCUCCCCACCAGUCCGGCUCCGCAGAACGCUGGAGCUAUACAGGAGGACACCACGACCAAUUCGUCCGCCACAGACUGCGGUAUCUGGAACAUGGCCUCCCGUCUGGAUAAAACCAAAGGCAUCCUCCGCGUCGACUCUGACGGCAGGAUCAUUGAAGAAGACACCGGCGACAUCGUGAACCUCGACGUUCCGGACGACGAGGCACAGCAAUACUACUCGGAGGUCGACCCUUACGCCACCUCCCGCCGCUUCGCCAUACCGGAGAUGAAGAACGGAGCGACCGCCCUCGACGACCCGCGCGCCCACAAGCCCAUGCUGCGCGUAGUCAAGAACUGGCUCACUGGAUCGUCAAAGCCACCGGUGCAGGAGCCACAGUGGGCGUUCAGUACGGCGCUUCGGGGUUGGACACCCAUGAAUCCGGGCCGCAAGCCGGGCAAGAUCAUGUUCGGGAACAUGGUUGAUACGCGUCGGCAUGAGGGCGGUGCGAAGGUGCGCGGCUUGAUGGUGCAGGUGCUGGAGACGUGGUAUGAUGAGGAGGUGAAAAGGGCGUUUGGUGAGGACUGGGCGAAGCAGGCUGCCGAGCAUGACAAGUUCUUGGUGAAGGUGGAGGGCUUUGUCACUAAGCUUGUGGACGACACGCCAAAGAUCGACGAGGAUGACGAGGAGUACGACGCUGCUGUCCCUGUCGACUCCGUCCCCGACCCCCUCGUACCUGAGGCCCCCAAGAAGCGCGGUUGGCUAUGGUAA
Molecule: messenger RNA, 753 nt
Organism: Paraphaeosphaeria sporulosa
Lineage: Eukaryota; Fungi; Ascomycota; Dothideomycetes; Pleosporales; Didymosphaeriaceae
Exons: 1
Coding region: 1-753 (250 amino acids)
Source: RefSeq, a predicted model, not a curated record